AUGUUUCAAAUUUAUACAUUACUAUACCGAAUAACACGUAGAAAGAAAAGGAAAAGUUGUAUUUUACUGUUCACUGUCAGACACACACAUCAAGUGUGUGUAGCUUUUUAGAGAGAGAAACAAAACAGCCUCUUUUAGAGAGAGAAAAUCCCAUCAUCAAGGGUUUUAUAGUCACUCCAAUGGAAGAAGCUUCAUCGCCAUUAUCGCAACCUAAAAAGAGAGGAAGACCAAAGGGCACCAAACGCUCCACCACCGAAGAAGCCGAAACUUCACCUCACAAAAUGAAACCUACGGCUGCCGGAAACAAGAAGGCUGCCGUCGUCGUUGACGAUAAGUACAGCAACUGGAAGUCCGUUGUACCGAUUCUCUACGACUGGCUUGCUAAUCAUAACCUCAUGUGGCCUUCUCUCUCUUGCCGGUGGGGGCCGCUUUUGGAGCAAGCAAAGAACAAGAACAGGCAGCGUUUGUAUCUUUCAGAACAGACUGAUGGAAGUGUUCCAAACACACUAGUUAUAGCAAAUUGUGAUGUAGUGAAGCCAAAAGUUGCUGCAGCUGAACACAUAUCUCAGUUUAACGAGGAAGCCCGCUCUCCGUUUGUAAAGAAGUACAAAACUAUAAUUCAUCCGGGAGAGGUGAACAGAAUCAGGGAACUGCCACAAAACAAGAACAUAGUUGCUACACAUACUGACUGCCCUGAGGUUCUUAUUUGGGAUAUCGAAACACAACCUAAUCGUCAUGCUGUUCUUGGAGCUGCUGAAUCUCAUGCUGAUUUGGUGCUUACAGGACAUGCUGACAAUGCAGAAUUUGCUCUUGCAAUGUGCCCAACUGAACCUUAUGUACUCUCUGGAGGGAAGGAUAAAUAUGUGGUUUUAUGGAGCAUUCAUGACCAUAUAUCUACAUUAACUGGAGAGUCAACCAACCCCCCAGGGUCUAUCGUCAAAACUGCUGACAAUGCUACUCUCGGGCCACGUGGGAUCUUUCAGGGGCAUACAGAUACAGUCGAAGAUGUGCAGUUUUGUCCAACAAGUACACAGGAGUUCUGUAGUGUUGGAGAUGAUUCUUGCUUGAUAUUGUGGGAUGCAAGAGUUGGAACCAACCCUAUCACGAAGGUUGAAAAAGCACACAAUGCUGAUGUUCACUGUGUCGAUUGGAAUCCUCAUGAUGCAAAUUUCAUUCUAACCGGGUCAGCUGACCACUCUGUUUGCAUGUUUGACCGCCGAAACUUAACUUCUGAUGGAGUUGGCUCUCCUGUUCACAAAUUUGAAGAACAUAAAGCUCCUGUUCUAUGCGUCCAGUGGUGUCCAGACAAGUCUUCCGUCUUUGGGAGCUCAGCAGAGGAUGGCUGUGUAAAUAUCUGGGAUUAUGAACAGGUUGGUAAAAAGAUAGAACGUGGGACUCCAAAUGCUGCUCCAGGGUUGUUCUUUAAACAUUGCGGACACAGGGACAAAGUGGUAGACUUCCAUUGGAACGUUGAUGAUCCAUGGACCGUUGUAAGUGUAUCAGAUGAUGUUGAAACCACGAGUGGUGGUGGGACCCUUCAGAUUUGGAGAAUGAGUGAUUUGAUAUACAGACCAAGAGACGAAGUGUUAACCGAGUUAGAAGACUUCAAGGCUCAUGUUGCAGGAUGUGGUCCAAAGGCUUAGGAAGGAAGAAGACUGUUCUUGUAUGUUCGAUUUUAGAUGUUUGCAUAUCUUUAACUAAACCUAUUAUAUGACCAACGUAUGUAGGUAGGUAGGUAGGUAAGUAGAGUGAGUUUAAAGUAAGAUUCCUGUUCCUAGUGCUGGUUGUCUGAAAAUUGAAGAGUGCAUCACUUGAGACUUGGUGUGAAUUUAUGGGCCUUAUUUCCUUUGAUUAUGACAAAAUGCUAAAACUUUUAAAGCAA
Helianthus annuus (common sunflower) is the source of this 1882-nucleotide messenger RNA. RefSeq names its product WD-40 repeat-containing protein MSI4. Gene Ontology annotation, biological process: regulation of gene expression. The transcript is spliced from 15 exons. The record is from RefSeq and is a predicted model, not a curated record. Gene Ontology annotation, molecular function: histone binding. Gene Ontology annotation, cellular component: nucleus. Bases 180 to 1643 code for a protein of 487 amino acids. Lineage: Eukaryota; Viridiplantae; Streptophyta; Magnoliopsida; Asterales; Asteraceae.